Messenger RNA from Mercenaria mercenaria, 2452 nucleotides. RefSeq lists its product as uncharacterized. The record is from RefSeq and is a predicted model, not a curated record. Bases 217 to 957 code for a protein of 246 amino acids. The transcript has 2 exons. Gene Ontology annotation, molecular function: NADP binding; flavin adenine dinucleotide binding; N,N-dimethylaniline monooxygenase activity. NCBI's taxonomy places the organism in Eukaryota, Metazoa, Mollusca, Bivalvia, Venerida, Veneridae.
UUACACGAGAGGAGCACCUCGUGGUCGAAACUUUAAAGACUACUGUAUAUACAUUUCAAUACAGCCGUCCGAUAUGUGAAGUACCUGGACGAAAAUGAUGAAUUUACAGCUACACUUAACGAUUAUAACACCGGACAGACACGAGAAGAAACGUUUUCACACGUUAUUGUAGCAAAUGGUAUUUUCAACACACCAAAUCUCCCACAGUUCCCUGGUAUGAACGAGUUCAAAGGUCGCAUUCUGCAUUCGCACGACUUUCGCGACGCUAGGGACUUUACUGGACAAAGGGUAUUGAUUAUUGGCGCUUGUUAUUCCGGCGAAGAUUUUGUAUUGCAGCUUCUUAAAUUCGGCGCGAAAAACGUGAUUUUCGCCUACAGGUCGAGACCUAAAGGAGUUACAUGCAUAAUGCCUGACGGUAAAGAAGAGAGACCAAUGGUUGAGCGCUUUGAUUUUGAUAAAGCCUACUUCGAAGAUAAGUCAUCUGCAGAAAUUGACGCAGUAAUUUUAGCUACAGGCUACAGGAAUUAUUUCCCCUUUCUUGAAGACAGACUUAGGAUACCGGAAGAAUCACAUGUCUAUCCAGAGGGUUUGUACAAGGCUUCCUUGUUUUACAGAGCAGGAAACAACCGACUUUUCUAUGUAGGUGUUCAAAUACAGUUCAACACGUUCAAUUACUUUGAAGUGAUUGCAAACUGGACUUGCAAGUUUAUCAUUGGCGAACUUGAAGAUGAACCGAAAGAACAAAAGCAGAUGGAGGCGGAUUCGAAUGAAUGGCAUAAACGUGCCUGCGCAUGCGCUUCUGAAACGGAUGUAGUUCUGUUUCAGACAGACUUGAUUGACCAUCUAGCAAUACUUGGUGGAUAUAACAGAACGGUCGCAAAGAACAAGGAAGCAAUGAUGGAAUGGAUCAGGGUGAGAAAGGAAAGCUUGGGGCUUGCAAAUUACAGAGAUAAUUGAUACCAGAGCAUGUAUACAGGCUUGGUAUCACCCAAACAAACACCGUUUAUGCAAAACUACGAUGAAAGCGUUGAAGCCUAUCUGAAAUGUAAAUAAACUAUUCGAGACAAAAGAAUACAAAUACUUUUAAAAUUUUCACAGUAUGAAUUGGACUUUAGUAGACAUUCUUCUUAGAAACAUUUUCUACAUUCCUUACCGGGAUUGUGAACAUGAACAUAUAAAACUUAUUCAUCCAUAUAUUUCAUGGAACAGCAUAGAAAAUCAGUUAACUGACUUUAAAGUACUUGUUUGGUAUAAUUUCUCAAAGCCUCCCACAGAAUUUCGAGAAGUUAUAAAUGUCUUCAUUUGCAUACAAACAUGCCGUUUACCUUAUAGUAUAAUACGAGAUUGGUUCAUAUUGUAUUUUUGUACGCUUAUGUAACGUUUUUUUUUAUCUCUGACGAACUCACUCUGUAUCUUUAUUAUAUACACUGUAUCUAGUAGAUCUGAUAAGCCUUCUCAUCAAACGCCUUUUGGGUCGUUUAAAUUCGCCUGGUACUUUGACUUGGUCAUAUCAGUGAUAUUUAAAAUAUGAUAUUAUAUAGAGACCGAAUAGCUGUGGCACAUUUAUCACCUCUCAUGAACAGACUCAAUUAUUGUGCAGUUUUUAUUCCAGAAUAGAUUCUUAUUGGCUACUAAAGGAUAUAUGAAAGUAAAAUGAAAAUUUACAUUUUGCGAUAAACAGGUCAGUUCUUUUUUUCGGUAUUGAAAUGACGACACAAAAGUAAAGAAUUACUAUCUUCAAUGUGGAAAGCAAAUUGCACGUGUCCGUUGCCUGAAGUAACAAUAAUUUGUAAUAACUUUAUUUAAAGGAGGUAACACAUAAAAACAUGUAACAGUUCUGAAACAUAUUACAAAUCUUACGUUUCAAUGUGGAUAUAUAUUUCUGUGGGAAAAAAGAAUAAAACGAAAUGCAUCAACACAAAAAUGGGUAAAAUAUGCUGAUCCAGUUAUAAUGAAAACAGGAAAAGAAGAUCAAUUUACGUGUUGUACAUUCAAACACAACAUUCUAUCUUGACAAAAACUGAAAGGAAAUGUCAUUCAAAAGAAAGAGAAAGUUGCAACUUCCUCAGAUCCUAACAGCUAUUUUUCCUAUUCUGUAUUUUUAUUUUAGAUUCGCACUACGGAUAUCCUUUUCAAUGAUAUUCCAUAGAUCUACUUUAGCCCUAGUAUAGCAAAUAUUGUUUUCAUACAUGCGAUAUUUAGGUAUGUACAACUGAUCUGCGGUCAUAGAUUUCAUUCUGAAAAAAAUCUUGAAAUAUAAGAUGGUACGCCUCUUUUUGUAGUUUUAUAUUUUCAUAUAUAUUUAUAUAUAUUCAUAAUAUAUAUAACUAGAAUUGUAAUUGAGUGCGUCAGAAAAUUCCAUCUGUCCAAAGUCGUUGAGCAUUUCAAAUUGACUUGUGUGCAUUUGUUUAUUACUGUUCCUUGAAGCGGAAAAAUCGGUAUGUAUAUAUAU